UCAAUUUUACACCAUUUCCAUAUGAAAAUAGGUGUAGUUAAUUUUAACCAAAUUGAAGUGUAGUUCAGCACUAUUGAGAUUAAACCACAACCAUGCAAAUCGCGCUUGCACCGCAAAGAGUUAAAUUUCUCAAAACAGAGUGCAACAACACCAUACAUAUAAGAUUUCACUUACCAUGGAGUGCAUUCAACGACAAGCGUAAGCAUUUAUGGCAGGUUUGUUAUUUUGUUGCCAGUCCAAUUAUUAAUAGCGUGCCGUGAGAGUUAAUCACUUACAGAAUUUUUUACUCUUAUGCUUAUACCAAUUAAAGAAUUAUCUUACCUAUUGAUUACUCUGCAUAUAGUGUGUGAAUAUGUUUGUUAAAAUCGAGUUUAACAACAAUUUGAAGUGGAUUUCCGUUAACGUAGACGAGGCAACAUAUCAAACUUUUAUUUUGCAAGCUAUGCAAAAGUUCAAUAUCAAUGAUGUGGAUCCGAAUGAUGUGAUACUGUGUGACACAUCUGGAUGCCAGAUUGAAAACGAUGAUUUUGUCGAUUUCUUAAAAGGAGUAGAAAAGGGUUUUAUAUUUCGCAUUGUAAAUACUCGAAUAAAUACUGGUGCUGAUGCCAAUCCCUCUGCUCCAAGUAUUUCCAGUUCCAGCUCGACGAUUUCAGAGUCGACUACAAUAACUUUGAGUAGUGAAGAUAUAGUUACUAUCAACGAUUUGCAAGGAUUUAUUGUACCAACCUCGGUACCAAGUAGUUUUGAUAAAGAGGAAGCAUUUUAUAACCCCGACGAGCGAUCUGGGUACAUAGAUUGGCGUUUGAGAACUGUCAGAAGAUCUUCAAAAGAAAACAGGCCAGAAAUACCACAGAAAAAACCAAAACUGAAUGUUGAAGAGAUAAACCUUGAUAAUUUCCAAGAGGACAUUGACUAUUUAAAACACACCCAUCCUAAAGAUCCGGACCUAAUAGAGAAGUUCAAAGCGACAUUUUUGGCUAGACGAAAACUUUGCAACGAGACUAACAUCUUUCAAGAAUUUCCUAGGUUUUUAGACACUCCUGGACUGAUAUCUUUGGAUUUUGGAUUGCUGUAUCCCAACAAUGACUGCAUUAAUCUGGAGUUGCAAAUUUUGAAUAUAUCGGAAAAAGUUAAAAAUAUUUAUUGCAAUGAGAUAAACUCCGACAAUGAAUACCUAAAUCAAUUUGACGUCACAACUAAAACUUUGUUUAUGUUGAUCAAGUUGUUGCCAGCUACAUCCAAGGGACGCAAAAAGGCGGUGAACAGGGAAUCACUGCCAGAAAUUAGUAAAAGGCUUAUUGUAUUUAAAAAGAACAGUGAAUCACUCGAGGAAAUAAUUACUGCCAAAAAAACUAAUCAACCUUUUUUAAUCGCUUCUGGAUCUUCAGAGAAAGCGGUAGAUUACUACACUAUAUCGGUAGAUAAUAAGGUACUUGCGGUGGAAAGCAUUACUAAUUCUGGGCAAGCUUUUGACCUCCUUUUUAAAUCGUUUUUCGUUUUUAAUUUAACUUAUGACCCUACACUAGAAAUUUUCUAUAAAUUCAUUCAAGUGUUUUUUUACGGUAUAGACGAUAUUAAAAUCACGCCCAAUAUUAGAGAAUUGCGAUCAAAACUAUUAGCGCAAUAAUAAAUCUCGCCUUAUAAGCAAAUGCUAGUUUAUUUGAUUUUUGAUUUACUUAUUCCAGUACAAUGCUGGUUUGUUUUAAAUGUGCCAGUAAUUUUGAAUCUUUUCAAUUAUUGUCAAAGCAUUUAAGAAAACAACACUGUCUCUAUGAAAAUUUAACAAAUUUUGAACUGAUUUGCACUAAGUGCAAAUUAAAGUUCUAUACCUACUGCGGUUAUAAACGUCACACUCUUAAUUGUGUUGUAAGUUCUGAUAAUUUGACAGAAGUUUUCGAUACUGUAACCCAAGUUAAUGAUAAUGUACAAGUUCCUCUUGUACUACCUGCCGGAGUUGAACAACUGCAAGAUGAUAUACAUACUGCUAAAUGUGAAACUAAUAGUAACGUUACUGAAAUAUUUGACAAUACUGCAUCGAACUUUGAUUUUAAAGAA
Molecule: messenger RNA, 2055 nt
Organism: Photinus pyralis (common eastern firefly)
Lineage: Eukaryota; Metazoa; Arthropoda; Insecta; Coleoptera; Lampyridae
Exons: 5
Coding region: 353-1627 (424 amino acids)
Source: RefSeq, a predicted model, not a curated record